This is a messenger RNA of Arabis nemorensis, 210 nucleotides long. NCBI's taxonomy places the organism in Eukaryota, Viridiplantae, Streptophyta, Magnoliopsida, Brassicales, Brassicaceae. The record is from the annotation of a GenBank genome assembly.
AUGAAAGAAGAUGGGCCUCUCCCAGAUAAUGGUACAUAUAAUGCGCUGAUUAAAGCAUGUCUCAGAGAUGGUGAUAAAACCGCAUCAGCAGAACUCAUUGAAGAAAUGAAGAGUUGCGGGUUCUGUGGAGAUGCUUCAACAAUAAGCAUGGUCUUUGAUAUGCUGCAUGAUGGGAGAUUAAACAAAAGCUUUCUCGAUAUGCUUUCUUAA